AUGCUUGCUCUGCUUCCAUCAGAACUCACUACACCGCACGUUCGCUCACACCUCGAAGGUACCAACGUGGCGCCUGUCAACUACAAAGUCAAUACGAAAGCAAACAUGUCUAUGGCAAACCUGACCCAGGUCGACAAGGCGCAGCAGCGCCAGCAGGAGCGUCGCCAACCCCGUGGGCUCUACCGCCGAAUGCUCGAUACAGCUGCUAGUAGGUGCAAGGACCAGGAACAGGCCUUCAUCGAUGCGGAGCGUCUAGCUGCGCACUCCGUCGUCAUCCAGGUCGCCCCGCGCAAGGUCAACUCCAAGGUCAAACAAGUUGUUCACACUCCGUCGAACAAUCAGCUCGCGACCGGUCACAAGGGGGGAAAGGAGGUAUCGAAGGUUCAAGAGGGCAAAGCGCGCGCGACCACCCAGCGCGAAGGUCCCAACCAUGGGCAUGGCUCAGAGCCGGCAUCCAGCACUUCUACCUCUCUGAAGACUCCGUACGUUCGCAACUUGGUGGCAUCCAGCGAGCUCUUGUGA
Molecule: messenger RNA, 522 nt
Organism: Didymosphaeria variabile
Lineage: Eukaryota; Fungi; Ascomycota; Dothideomycetes; Pleosporales; Didymosphaeriaceae
Exons: 5
Coding region: 1-522 (173 amino acids)
Source: RefSeq, a predicted model, not a curated record